Molecule: messenger RNA, 2604 nt
Organism: Caenorhabditis auriculariae
Lineage: Eukaryota; Metazoa; Nematoda; Chromadorea; Rhabditida; Rhabditidae
Source: the annotation of a GenBank genome assembly
AUGGUCCCGCAACGUAGCGUGCCUGCGAAUCUAACUGGCCUACUGUGAGGUCAUGCGCUAGAGGGAGAGAGGCCGCCGAGAAAGCGAUGCAGGGCGCCUCGUCUUCCCUUUUUCUUCUGUUUUUUUUUUCUUUUCUCAAACCUUCGAUGUCUAGUUUCCCUUUCGAUUCGUUCUUGUCACAAUUUUCGUCCUUUUGAAGCCAACUACUCGUGAUUUAAUACCGUGUUUCUUGAAUUGUAAAACAAUUCCCAUUUUUUUACAGGUUAGGCGUUGCUUUUAUGCUCGCCUCUCUCAAUCGUUUAUAUCCUAGUCACAGCAACAGUCAAAAUAUGGCCGGAACGGUUCCUUCCUUCAAAGAGCGCCGGCCUUUCCGUAAGAUUUUCAUUUUAGACCUUCAAUACAUGUGAUUUCAUAAUUAUUUUUGAGUUUUUUAUUUUUCAUCGAGUUUUUCUCAGACCUCUGAGUGAUCUUUGUUUACGAAAGGCUUUUUGUAAUUGUUCUUUAUAUUAUUUAAGUGGAACAUAGUAUUUUUCAUUUUACACCAGAUCCGUUAAGCAAAACAUUCUUUUUUUUUAAAAGUUUAACUUGUAAAGGAGCUGAUUCAAGAGGAAAGUAUCAACAUCGAAAGGAAUUUUCUAGUUUUUUCGAAGCAGAACUCUUGGAAAAUCGCUUGUUUGCCUGUAAAUUUGUGUUCGGAACGGCGGCGCGUCUGCCCACUCUCGCUCUCUAACCUCAGCUGGAAAAUCAGCUGAUUCCCAGUCUUUCCUCAAUAUAGUUCUUUUAAGCUCAAGGAAAAAUUGGAAACGGAUUUAUCAACAUUUUCAUAGAUUUAUUCUUCAAGUGGGCAUCAUUUGUGAUUGAAAAAGGGGUAAAAACGUGAAUCUCACAUGUUCGGUCAUAUGACCUGAGGGCAGACGCGGGGGAUGCGCCGCACGAGAUUUUUUUUUUUGGUUGGUACGAUGAUUUUGUUGAGCUUACAGAUACAUGAUAAGCAGUCGAGUAUUGGAGAUUUUUUUCGGGUUUUUGGAAUAAAAAGUAGAAGAGUUGAUUAAAAAAAGUCUUCAAAAAUUUGAACAAGAGCUGGAAAAAAAUAUGCUAUCGUUAGAACGAACAUUUAACUUUUUUUGUCUUGCUUUUUUUAUUUUGCUCCAAAUCGUAAGAUUGUUUUUUUUUUUUGAAAUUGAAAUUUUUUGUUUUUUAAUUGAAAGUCUUGAAAAAUAGUUCAGUCUUGGCUCUUAUGGUCUAUGUAUUUUUUUGAAAUUUUCGAAUAUUUUCGUAAUAAUGCGCCAUAUGCCUUUAUCAGUGGUCUCGAAAAACUUUGGUCAGCAAAUUGUUAUCAAGGACAUGUUUUGAAAUAAAUUGUGAUCAAAACUCAUUGACUUUGGGGCCGAAAAAUAGUUUUUGGUUAGGAAAUCUAUGGAGAAGAAUGGAAGAUGGAGGGAUUGAGUUCAAAGAUCUUUUCAAUUUUUCAAACUUAUCAAUUAUUUUGCAGAUGAGCGUCAGAAGGACGUGCUCGAAAUCAGACGUCAGCAGCCUAAUAAGGUAUUUUUUAAAAUGAAUGUUUUGUAAAUUCGCAUAAAUUUCAGGUGCCGGUGAUCAUUGAGCGAUUCGAUGGGGAACGCAGCUUGCCUUUGAUGGACCGAUGCAAAUUUCUGGUCCCUGACCAUAUUACGGUUGCAGAACUAAUGUCGAUCGUUAGAAGACGGUUAUUAUUUUAAUUUUGUACUUAAUAUUUUGUUUUUUUUUUGGUGCUUUUCAACUAAUUGAAAGAGUCCGAAAAAGGAGCGAGAACUGAAGAUUUGUAGAGACGCCAGAGAAAGAGAAAUAUUCACUUUUUUGGCGUUUUUUAGGCAACAUUUUUCGAUAAAUUCAGAAUUUUUCCUUUUGCCGUGUUCAAUUUGAUUCCGCGAAAUGCAAAAGGAUCUCUGACUCUCCAAAAUCUAGUGAUCGUUUCCUUUCUCUUACGGGUAUUUCGCAUUUCGCGGAAUCAAAUUGAACACGGCAUUUGAAAAAAUAAAAAUUCUUUGUAACUUCUAGUGGAAUUUGUCGAGUGAGAAGAAAAAUGUUAAUUUUAUUAAAUUUUCUUAAAGGAUCAUUUUUAAAAAUUUUUUUGUGGUUUUUGAAGCUGUUGGCUUCCUCUCGCUUCUCCCUUGUGAGCUGAAAAAAAUUAAUAUUUGAAUAAAAUUUGCAUCUUGUUUUCUACAUGGAGAAAACUUCCUUUUCCUGUUUUUCUUGACUUUUUUUCAUAUAACUUUUUUUAGUUUAUCCCAUUUCUGUGUAACUUGGAAACUUCAAAAGUUUUCCUGUUAUUUAUGAAAAGUUUCUUGAUAGCUAGGUUAAAUGUGUAUUUUCUUGCGUAAAUUAUACUUUUUUUGGAGUAUGUUUCUAAGAAGUUGCAACAGAGUGAAGUAAACUUAGAAUGAGACCAUCAGAAAUGACCUUUUUUUCAGCCUCCAGCUGCACCCGCAACAAGCCUUCUUCCUGCUGGUCAACGAAAAAUCGAUGGUGUCGAACUCGAUGACGAUGUCGCAGUUGUACCAGAUGGACAAGGACUCUGACGGCUUCGUCUACAUGGUCUACACCAGCCAGCCGGCGUUCGGAUAA